Messenger RNA from Oncorhynchus mykiss (rainbow trout), 3328 nucleotides. RefSeq names its product protein FAM110B. Lineage: Eukaryota; Metazoa; Chordata; Actinopteri; Salmoniformes; Salmonidae. The record is from RefSeq and is a predicted model, not a curated record.
GCUGCCUAGGCUGAGCAGCACAAAGGACUGGGGGAGAAAGCUGCAUCCAUCUCUGCAUUGGAAGAAUCCACUGGAUUGGGAGAAGAAGACCAACGCCACAGGCUCCAUUACCCACGUCUGCUCAGAGACCCAGACCGAGACUGCGCACAGCCAGAAAAAAAUAGAGAGAGAUAUUUCAGGAUGUAGAGAGAGAGAGGGAUAGAUACAGGGAGAGUCAUAGAUUUAGCACAAAAGAUAUAGAUAAAUAUAGAUUUGUAUAUAGACGGGAGGCAAAACAGGGCCGGUGCUACCUGCUGGGAGGUGCAAUGAGGCUGUGUUAUCGAUACUGGCCAGACGCAGGUUGCAGCAACAGCAGCAGCAGCAGGGCAUUCCUCCGGCUGGAUGUCUGUUAUUCUGAGGCAGUGCUGUGAGUGGUGCGUAGUACCACCAAAUCCAGCACGACUGUGGCGGGGGAGAAAAUCUCUGACAUGCCCACGGAGAUGCUUCAGUCAGAAGGCGUGGGCAAGGAUGUCACCCUACCUGCUGCCACAGCCGGCCCGGCUCAACCCGGCGCGGUGCCAUUGCGGAUCCUCAACAAGGGGCCUGAAUACUUCCGCAGGCAGGCCGCAGAGCAGCACCAACCCCAUCGUAUGAGCGCCGUGGAGAGGCUAGAGGCGGACAAGGCCAAGUACGUGAAGAGCCAAGAGGUGAUCAACGCCAAGCAGGAGCCUGUGACGGCUGCUCUACUCCUGCCCAGCCCUCCUGGACCCCCUGGUGGCCCUGCAUAUGGUCCCAAGAGAGCUGGCAGCAGCCCUGCCCUCAAAGCCUCCAACAAAAACAACGGUAAAUCUGAUGUGGGCCAAGCCAAGCGUGCCAACCUCAAUUUAGAGAUCCUGCGGAAUCUUCUCAACAGUUCAGAGAGUUGCAUGGCGGGCCAGGGGAAUGGGGCGAGGAGCUGGGCCCCACAGCGCUCCCGGUCCAGCGAGCUUCACCGCCGCUCCUUUGCUGAGUCGCUGCGGGUGUUCCCCACGCAGGGUGCCAACCUCAACCUGAGCGCCAGCCUUCUGCAGGAGCGGCCUGUCGAGGGCCUGCUGCACCUCUCACUCAGCUCCUCAGACUUGCGUUUGCCCCUCCGUGUGAAACCCGGCAUUAGCGGUGGCUCCGGCCCGCCACCGCCACCCAAACCCCAUGCCUCUGUUCCCCGGAGACCAUCCCUGAACCGGUCCAAAUCUGACCUGAGUGAGCGCUAUGCCCGGGCAGGCGCUGACGUGGAGCGCUUCUUUAACUACUGUGGGCUGGACCCCGGGGAGCUGGAGGGCCUCGGUGUGGUGGAGAGCUUUGCCCGUGCCAACUCCGACCUCCUCUCCCUCAACUUCCGCAGCGCCAGCAUGAUCAGCUCCGACUGCGAGCGAUCGCUGCAUAGCAACGACAACCUGACAGACGACGCGGAUUCGGCUGAGCGCGUCCCCUACGGAAUAUCUGCCGUCGAGCGCAAUGCACGCGUUAUCAAAUGGCUGUAUAGCAUCAAACAUGCACGAGAGUCUCAGAAAGUCUCCCAUGUUUGAGAGGACUCAAGCUUUAUUAGGUCAUGAUUAGCGGAACUAGCUACAAAAGGCAUUCAUAACCCCAUCCAUAAGCACUAAAUAAAUAUAAAUACUAUAUAGGUAUUUGAUAAACGCUUUGUGAUGUAUUGAACAUAGCAUCUUACAGUGCAUUUAUGUGAAAGUAUAAUAUCAUUAUUGAUAUUUUUGAACCAUUUGUAAAUCAAUAGUAAACUAUAAAUCAUCAUGUAUUCUGCAUUUGCUUAUUUAUUAACAGUAAGUUAAUACAAUUGAAUUAUUUUUUAUUCAUUAUCAUGCCAGAUGUCAUAGCACUAAUGUCACUCAUGAAGACAUCCAGAAACACUAUGAAAUAUCUACAUGAUAAAGAAACGUAAAAUGUGUAAACAUUAAACACUUGUUGGAGUACAUGCAUAUGUAUAGUAAAACAUGCAUAUGUAUAGUAAAACAUGCAUAUGUAUAGUAAAACAUGCAUAUGUAUAGUAAAACAUGCAUAUGUAUAGUAAAACAUGCAUAUGUAUAGUAAAACAUGCAUAUGUAUAGUAAAACAUGCAUAUGUAUAGUAAAACAUGCAUAUGUAUAGUAAAACAUGCAUAUGUAUAGUAAAACAUGCAUAUGUAUAGUAAAACAUGUAUAUGUGUAAAGUAUGUCUUGAAUCAUCGACAACAGGCCUUAUACUGUAUAAAGGUAAACACGGUUAUAUGGAUUAGUGUUUAUAAGAAUUUCAAAAGCAGGCAUUCAAAUAGAAAUGUUUCCAAUUACAGAACCUUCCCACACUUCAAAUUUGGACCUAAGGACUGCUAACCAAAGUUCCAACGAAAGGACAAGACAUACCUACCCGCUGGUGGCAGUCCUAACGCCUCUGACCACAGAACAUUAGCCUUCCUUUUCUUUUUAUUUCCCUACGGUUCUACAUGUUGAAUCGACACCGUUCGUUGACACCCAGCAGGUGAUCUACUGCGCACGGCCAACAUUCGUGUUGGUCUGUCUUGUCCUUUAAGGAUAAGAUGCACUAUAGGGUGAUGCUAUGUCAAACUGUGACGUUUUCAUACGGUAACCCUAUAUACUGCUGUUUCAUCAUGUUUACCUAGUGCUUACAGUAAGGUUGUAAAUGCUCCCUGUAGACACAGUGGAUGUAAUUCAUUAUCCAUUAUGCAUUAUUUGAUCUACAAUAGGUAUUUGUGGUCCUGAAAACAUUGUCCUGUCAGCCUGCAUGCUUCCCCAAACCUGCAGUUCUCAGACAGAACCUUGAUUUUAAGAUGGCUGCUGUAGUACCUUACUAUCUUUAUAAAAAAAAACGGGGGAAAAAAAUGAGUUAAGCAGCAUUGGCACAGUCAGCAUUGUCUGGGUACAUGGACUGUUACUCAAAGUCAUUCCCGAGGCUGAGCGCAUUAUGUCCUGCUAUUUGCACUUCAGUGUUGAUGCUUUGCUCCUGUGUGCUUUGAUCAAUACCCGCGUGUGUGUCUGUGUCCAAGCGCUGUGUGAAUAUAAACUCUUUAGCUGGCAAAGCAUGUUAUCAACUUCUAUUUGGUUUUGUACUGGUUCUGUAGUUCCCUCCAUGUGGUCACUGUUGUGUUCAUUUGGCGAAUUAGGACCGGAUGGUUGCGUUUGGGGACUAUUGGCUUGCUCUACGUGUCAAUGCAUCACCAAUGCAAUGUACCAGUGGCCCAAGAUCUUUUUGUAUUGUAUAAUGUAUACUGUAUAAGGACAUGCAUAGCACUUCAACUGCUACCAUAUCUAUGAAAGACUCAAUUCUGCUUGUUACUGUAUUAAAUAGCUUAUUAACUGCU